GAAACGAAGGGUAAGAAAUGGGGUCGAUUAAUGGAGAUGAGCUUCCACGGUGGGAAAAGCCACAGGGAGCGGCUGCCGGUGGGGAAAAAAUUCUUGUUUCUGUGAGACUGAGGCCUCUUAACGCAAAGGAAAUUGCCAGGAAUGACGUAUCGGAUUGGGAAUGCAUCAAUGAUAACACGAUCAUUUUCAGGAACAGCCUUCCAGAGCGAUCUAUGUACCCAACUGCCUAUACAUUUGACAGAGUAUUUCGUGGUGACUGCUCCACGAGGCAGGUUUAUGAGGAAGCAGCUAAGGAGGUUGUCCUUUCGGUUGUCAGUGGUAUUAACUCGAGUAUUUUUGCAUAUGGGCAAACUAGCAGUGGGAAGACAUACACUAUGGGUGGAAUUACCGAGUAUACUAUGACAGAUAUAUAUGAUUACAUAAACAGGCAUCAAGAGAGGGCAUUUAUUUUGAAAUUCUCUGCAAUGGAAAUUUACAAUGAAGCUGUCAGGGACCUCCUCAGUGCAGAUGCUACUCCGCUAAGGCUUCUAGAUGAUCCAGAGGUGAGUAUUAUUCAACAGAGGGGGACUAUUGUGGAUAAACUUACUGAAGAAACUCUAAGGGAUUGGAACCAUCUGCAGGAACUCCUAUCCAUUUGUGAAGCUCAAAGACAGAUCGGCGAGACGUCCCUUAAUGAAAACAGCUCCAGAUCUCAUCAAAUUCUGAGACUGACUAUUGAAAGUUCUGCUCGUGAAUUCCUAGGCAAGGAAAAUUCAAGUACACUUGCUGCUAGUGUGAAUUUUGUUGAUUUGGCUGGAAGUGAGCGUGCAUCUCAGGCAUUAUCAGCUGGAACAAGAUUAAAAGAAGGUUGCCACAUAAAUCGCAGCUUACUCACCCUGGGAACUGUUAUUCGCAAACUGAGCAAAGGAAAAAAUGGACAUGUUCCUUACAGAGAUUCUAAGUUAACACGCAUACUGCAACACUCCUUAGGAGGAAAUGCCAGAACUGCUAUCAUUUGCACCAUGAGCCCUGCACGGAGCCAUGUUGAGCAGUCCAGAAAUACCCUUCUAUUUGCAAGUUGUGCAAACGAAGUGGCUACCAAUGCACAAGUCAAUGUAGUUAUGUCUGACAAGGCACUGGUAAAGCAUUUACAAAAAGAAUUGGCUAGACUGGAGAGUGAAUUGAAAAGUCCAGGACAAGCUUGUGCAACAUCUGAUUCCCUGACACUAUUGCGAGAGAAAGACCUUCAGAUUGCAAAGAUGGAGAAGGAGACAAGGGAGCUCAUUCAGCAGCGUGAUCUUGCUCAAUCACGGCUUCAUGAUUUACUACGAGUUGUUGGAGAUGAUCAGGCUUCUAAAUUACGGGAACACAAUACAUGGGAAGAUGUGAAGUCAAUAUCAGAGUCAUCAAUUUUGGAGGAUCCUCACAGUGCCAUUGGUGUUGGAAGAAUCAAUACAUCUUGGUAUUCUGACAGUAAUAGUGAUAAUAAUUCUGUUUACCCACAGCUGCCUGAGAUUCCAGAGAACCAUUUUCUGACUGAUGGUACUUCCCCAAGACUAUCUACCAUUAGUCCAACGUUCCUUGGGCGUGAUCCAUGUCAGGGUUGGGAGGAGAUUGCAGAAGAAACAGUUGAAGAUUCUGAAGACAUCUGCAAAGAAGUCAGAUGCAUCGAGAUGGAGGAAUCUAACAAGGUCAGAAAUAUAGAGCCAAAUGCUUUGUCACCUGAAGAGAAUGAAGAUAUGUUAUCUUUGACAGUGACUGGGAAUGGAGAUGCAACAGAGCAGGUGUUGAUAUCGUCCCCAAAGAAGGGAGAUGGAGACUUGAAGGGUAUGAAGAAUUUUAUGUAUGGUGCGCUGGAGCAAAAACUCCAUCAUGUGCAAAAAACCAUUGACUGCCUUGUCAAUCCCUACCUUGAUGAACCAUCUCCAUGGCCUCCAGCUGACAUGUCUAGCUCUAGAAGAUUGCAGUUAACCAAGAGCAGAAGUUGUAGAGCUGCUCUCAUGAUUAGCUCAUCCACUCCCUAUUCUGAGAGUGGGAACCAGAAUGAGAACACACCACCUAGCAGGUUUGACAGAGACUUCCCCGGUAGACCUGAGGUCUUCCAUGGGAAGUUUUCUGUAUUAAAUUAUGGUGACAAUGUCAAAAGGUUUUCAAGUAGAGAUUCCCAGACAUCUGAAGGGAGUUCUUCCAUUGAUGAGCCAAAUGCACCGAACAUCAAAACCUCAACUGAAGAGGAUAUUUCCAGUGCCAAUACUUUUGUUACAGGACUGAAGGAAAUGGCCCAACUUCAGUAUGAGAAGCAGCUUCUUGAUGGUCAGGAGACAGAAUCAGAGCCUAAUGAAUCUGUGCACGAUCCUUCAGAAUCACCUCCAAGUUGGCGUUCAGAAUUCGAGAGGCAGCAGAGAGAGAUAAUUGAACUUUGGCAUGCAUGCAAUGUAUCAUUGGUCCACAGAACCUACUUCCUCCUGCUCUUCAAAGGUGAUUCAACAGAUUCCAUUUACAUGGAAGUAGAGAUCAGAAGGCUUUCCUUCCUUAAGGACACAUUUACAAACGGAAAUCUUGCUAGACAUGCCAUGGAAGAUGGUCAGACACUGACACCAGCAUCAAGUAUGAAGGCUCUGCGUCAGGAGAGGGAGAUGCUGAGUAAGCAAAUACAGAAGAGGUUCUCAGAUAAGGAGAGAGAGCAACUCUUCGUGAAAUGGGGUAUCCGUCUAGACUCAAAACGAAGGAAGCAACAGCUGGCUCAGCGCCUGUGGACGGAUACAAAAGACAUUAACCAUGUCAUGGAAAGUGCCACAAUUGUUGCAAAGCUUGUUGGGUUCCUAGAGCCUGGCCAGGCCCUUAAGGAGAUGUUUGGCCUUAGCUUUACACCUCAACGCUCAAGCCGAUCUUCCAAUUGGAAACAGAGUAUGUCAUUCUCUGGUAGGCUUCAUAUAUAGAUAACUGAUGCCUGAUGAUAUAAAGAUUCAUAUUGGCCUUCUUUCAUAGGGCAUGAAUUAAUUUACACUGUAUUAUCAUUAUUGUGAUCAUUGUAGAAAAGGGUUGUAAAUUUGCUUAGAUUAGGCAAUAUAAUUGGGUUGUAUUAUUGUCAUUUGCUGCUGCUGUUGUAUCCUUUGAAAAUUAAUAAUGGCAGUUACCUAAUUAAAUGGUCUUGUAUUCUAAAC
Telopea speciosissima is the source of this 3143-nucleotide messenger RNA. RefSeq names its product kinesin-like protein KIN-7E. Gene Ontology annotation, biological process: microtubule-based movement. NCBI's taxonomy places the organism in Eukaryota, Viridiplantae, Streptophyta, Magnoliopsida, Proteales, Proteaceae. The transcript is spliced from 13 exons. Gene Ontology annotation, molecular function: microtubule binding; ATP binding; microtubule motor activity. The record is from RefSeq and is a predicted model, not a curated record. The coding region runs from base 18 to 2918 and encodes 966 amino acids.